Molecule: messenger RNA, 1479 nt
Organism: Rotaria socialis
Lineage: Eukaryota; Metazoa; Rotifera; Eurotatoria; Philodinida; Philodinidae
Source: the annotation of a GenBank genome assembly
AUGAAAAGAAAUGAAAAAACAUCGAAAAUUGCUUGCGAGAAAAUUCUUCAUAAUUUUAAUCGAAAUGAAUUAAACUUUCAAUGUCAACGUUGGGCAUUAGCUCAUGGUUUUGUUCAACGUUAUUUUACACAAGAUGAUAAAAUUCAAAACGAUUCGAAUGUUCUUUUGUAUCCAUUUACAAUUUGUCCAUCACCAUAUCCACAUAGUGAAUAUGAAAAAGCUCACGAAAUUCAACAUGGAAUUAAUAUGUUUGUUCAAAAUCUUGCUUUCAACAUUGAUUUAAUGGAUUCUGUUUUUAAAAAUUUGAUUGAAUAUGACCCAUUUAUAAAACGAUUAAGAACCAUUUAUGAUCAAAUUCAGCAAUUGCCAUAUAAAAGUGUUGCCGAAACAUGUAUCAUUCGAUCGGAUUAUAUGUUACAACAGAUGAAUAUGUUUGCUCAAAGAACCAAACUUCGUCUCGUUGAAAUUAAUACGAUUGCCGUUGGUCUUGGAGCGGCAGCCAAACUUAUACAUGAUUGGCAUAAGCAAUUCUUAACACAAAUACUACCUGAACUUGUAUCGCAAUUGCCAGAAAAUGAAUCAUAUAACCUUGUCAUCGAUACUUUAUUUGAAUCAUGGAAAAUUUAUAAUAAUUCAAGAGCAAUAAUUCUCUUUGUUGUACCUGAACAUGAAUUUAAUAUUGGUGAUCAAAUGUUGAUUGAAAAAGGACUUUUAUCAUUUGAAAAUUCUCUUCUUGUCAAACACGUAACAUUCGUGGAUAUUUAUCGAAAUUGUUCUUUGGAUUCGAAAGGAAUUCUUUACUUUGGUAAUUUUGAAGUUGCAUUCGUCUACUAUCGAACAGGUUAUGAUCCGAAACAUUUUUAUAAUGAAGAUAUUUGGCAAGCUUAUAUUAUGUUAGAAUCUUCUUGUGCUAUUAAAUGUCCCAGUUUAAGAUAUCAUUUAGCUGGAAUGAAAUGCUUUCAAUUGGCAACCAAUGAUGAAGAAUUUUUAGGAAAACUUUUUCACGAACACGAAGAAUAUAUUGAUGAUUUUAGAUAUGUUUUAGAGGAUAUGUUUACCAUGGAUCAGGCAAUCAAUGAUCCAGUUUUACAACGACGUAUACUAGAUAAACCGGAUUCGCUCUAUUUGAAGCAAAGUCGAGAAGGAGGUGGAAAUGUUUAUUGUGGUUCUUUACUUAAAGAACAUAUCAAUGAAAUCAUUAUGAAUAAACAAUCAAAUCGUUAUUUUCUUAUGUCUCGUAUCUAUCCUCCGAUAUAUUCAAGUUUAAUACGUUCCGCAAGACCUAACGAUAAUAAUGAAUUUAUAUCGGAAAAACAAAUCAAUGGAGAAUUAGGUGUAUUUGGAAGUUUAAUCAGUCGUAAUGGAACAGUAAUUUUCGAAAGAAUUGGUGGUUCAUUAUUACGUAGUAAACCAGCAAUAAAUGUUGAAGGUGGUAUUGCUUCUGGACAAGGAUACAUUGACUCAGUAUUUCUUGUUUAA